AUGCGUGGUCCCUCUAUGGACGAGUUCUCUGAUCCCCUUUUCGACUGGAUUCAGGCUCGCCACGACGUGGACGUUGGAGUCAAGCCAUACGAGCCUACGGAUCCCAAGGAUGUUUCAAGACUGCUUGAAAAGAUGGACCACGCUCUUCGUUCUGAUAACAUGGGAGGCGAUAGUCCCACUGAUGCCGUGUACGAAAUUCCUCGACCGGCCAUUCACCACCUUGGAACUCCGGGCAAACCCCUUCUGGCCUUGGAUGUCCCUGAUCCCAUGUCUUACUCGAAUGAAGACCCGGACGAUGAUGAGGGAGGGCUUCCCAGUGUGCGUAUCUCGCCUUGUACGUUCCUAGCCUGGGCCGAAGGAUGUAAGCGUUGGGAUCACGAGUUCAUUAAGGAUCCCUCUGGUCUUCUGGUCCAUACUGCGCGAUGCCGUCCUCAGGAUCCUAUCGCCCGUGACAAGGACCAUUACCCUGCCUAUCUAAAGGGCGCACAGAGCCAGGUCGACAAAAACACUGGCGAAGAGUUCUCGCCAUUCUACAAUGUGCCUCAAAACCCGUCCUUGAUUUGGUCUCCUCCCGGUGUUGCCGACGAUGCCUACGCUCCAGCGACAUUCCUACGUGGGUACAACCUCAUGCUUCCCCUUGAUGGUAAGAAGCGCUUAGACCGUGUCUAUGGUAGACAGUCUAGUAGUGUCCCAGCCGCUGGCACUAACGAGCACUAUGGCAAUACCGAAGUAGAUGAGGCUGUCGUAUGUAUGGAUGACGAACUGCCCAAUGGAAUGACCAUAAAGGAGUUCGUAGAGGCUCGGGAAGAUUCCAUCAAAUUCGAAGAAGCCAAGGUUGCUGGAAACCAGGCGGCUAUCAAUGCACAGGAAGCUACAAUUAAGGAGCUCACCCAAGAGCGCGACCAGUUGCGCACGCUCUACAUCCCGCUCCUGCAUCAUCGACGUGCCGAGCGCAUACUCCAUCUCCAGACGGACCAGCAGUCAGCCAAGGAGUCCCGCAUCCGCGCACACGUCUCGGCUCAUGUGCGCGAAACCCAGGUCCGCCUAGACAAUGUUUAUGUGCGCCACGCCGAAGUCAAAGCCCGCCGAGAGCAGAACGCGCGCGCUAUUGAGCGCCUGCAGAUAGAGAUUGAUGAAGAAUGUCUCCUUGUCGGGAAGACCAGUCCAAAAGGCAUCUACAAUGAGAUCGAGGCCUUGUCCUCUCCGGUGCCGAGCCUGAAGAGCACGAAUGAAGAUGGAAAUCUGGAUGGUAUUGGGCAGGCACAUGGUGGCGGUUUGGAUGAACCCGGCUACCUCAGGGAGCACCAAAAGCCUUCGAAAAUUCAAGCUACCGGCCCUGAGCGUGAAGCCGAAACUCACAAGCGAUGGGAGCAGCGCACCGGCCAGAGAUUCCGUCAUCAUCCGGGAUGUAUAUGCAUCCAGCGAGUGGCGCCCUUGUAUGUCGAUCCACACCCACCGUCAGUACCCACCAGCCCCGAAGAAGAGCUAGAACCUGAGAUCGACGUCGAGAGCGUUCAUGAAUCCGAGAAUAUCGACUUUGAUGACCCCAAUGCCAAGUACAAACUGGACAGGGAUUUCUACGGCGAUGACGACGACUAUGAGGUCGAGGAAGAGGACGAGUUUACCGACUACGAGGGUGACGGCAUCAACAGAAACGGUCAAAGAGGCAAGGGAAAGACAGUCGCCUUUGCGCCUACAAACCGAUUCGGUUCCAACAGCUGGACUACGGAGGAAGAGUAUUAA
Messenger RNA from Hypoxylon trugodes, 1743 nucleotides. RefSeq lists its product as uncharacterized. Lineage: Eukaryota; Fungi; Ascomycota; Sordariomycetes; Xylariales; Hypoxylaceae. The record is from RefSeq and is a predicted model, not a curated record. The transcript has 4 exons. The coding region runs from base 1 to 1743 and encodes 580 amino acids.